CCUCGGCCGAGGAAGUCUGCGUGUUGAGGCCCUCGGUGCUCCGACCUCCGCCGACGGCCUCGCCGCUAUGAUCCCGCCGUAUUCGCUCUCGGCAUCGCCGACGUUGCUCCUUCGCCCAGCGAGCUCGCUCGCUCAUUGGCCGCUAGACCGCGUUCAAUUCUCGCCGCGUUUAAGUGCAGAAGCGGUGCCUUGGACCGGCUCCCCGCCUGCCGCCUCUGGCCGCUCCCACUUGCCGUGGAGCGCGCCUCACGAGGAGGCAGACGACGCUGCGGUGGACGCGGCGUCGGAGGACAUCACUGCCCUGCUUGUCGCGGUCACGCUCUGUCUCGAGGCAGUCGGCCCGCUCUCCUUGGCAGCGGUGGUGGCCUCCUCCCUGCUGCUGGCGUCCACGGGGCUGCUCCCCGAGGGCCUGCCGCUCUCCUGGUCGCUCUCCGACGCCGCGCCCUGCGCUCCCCUCGUCUGCGCCGCCGUCGCGAGCGAGGCCGCAUUUUAUCUCGCCUGCAUCGCUGCCGCCCACCUCUCGUCCUCGACCCUCGGCCACGCGCCUGGCGCUGCGAGGCCCGGCGUGCGUGCGUGGCCCGAGGAGCGGCGGGCCGCGCUGUGGCGCCGCAUCCUCACCGACUCGUCGACGACGCCGCACGACUUUGUCGCCGAGUGGAUGUACCGCGAGGGGUCGGGUGCAACCUCCCCUGCGGCGUUGCUCGCCGAGUGGGCGGCGAGGCGAGUCGGCCUCUCCAAAGCCCGCAAGGGCCGGGCCGCAGAGCUGUCUGCGGGCGGCGUCGCCUACUCGGAUCUCUGCGUCGGCGACGUGUACGACUGGCUCGCCGCAACCUUCUUCGGCGCGAGUCGUGCGGACCUGACGCCGGCGCAGGCCCCGCCUCCCCACGACCGCGAGCUGCGGGAGAUGGUGGACAAGCUCGAGGCGGCGAGCGGAGCCCUGCGCCGGAUGCCCGGCGACGUGGACGGAGCGCCGAGCCGCGCCUUCGCGACGUCGCCCGGCAUCCGGCGCUACUGCGCCGCCGCCGACGCCGUCCGGUGGCGCCACCGGCCGCUCAGCUACUAUGCCGUCUCUCAUGGGGUUGGCGCGGCCGCGUACACGCCGUGCGUCAUGCGGCGCGCGUCCUUCGAGCGGCGGAAGGAGGAGGAGCUGAUGUACUGGUACCGCCCCGCCCCCGCCGGCACGCCUCCCACCGAGGCGCUCGUCUUCGUGCACGGCAUCGGGAUCGGUGGCUUCGGCCCCUCUAAGCCACCUGCAUGCCCCCCCUCGCCACACCUGGAGGGCUGGAGCACACGAUACAUGCUUGAGCUGGCGAACGCCACCGUGGGCGAGCUGGAGCAGGUGGAGCUUGAUGGGCUGACCGACAUAAACACCAAGUACUUUGGUGAGAUGAUACCAAAUUAUGCUCCGAUCAGUCAGGGGAUCCUGGGGCUCUAUACCGUGCCCGUGUUCUUCAUGAGCGCGUACCAGCUUCGUCCCUCAUCGGAGCUCGAACUCGUUCUGCAGCGGCGAGACGAGCUGCACGCCGCCGCCCGCCGUCUCUCGCCUCUUGCGCCCCAGGCGGCCGGCGGGCUUUCGUUUCGUAGGCAGGACGAGCUGCACGCCGCGCUGACCGAGCUCGAGCGCCGAGUCGCCGCCGAGGCGCGCGUCGCCGGCAGCGGCGCACCGUCGGAGCGGCAGGCCGCCUCCGAGCGCGCCGAGUCCCAUACCCCCAGAGUGGUCGAAUCCAGUGUGGGUUCAGGCGAGAUGCGCGAGACGCUGACCGAUGCCGUCGAGGCGCUCAACGGCGCGCGCGCCGCCGAGGCUGCCGAGCCUCCCGACGCCGAGCUCGCGCGCACGGCGGGCGGACUCGACGAGGACUUGCGCCGCGUCGACGCGCUGAUGGCGGACGAGGCCGCGCUUGCCCGGCUGGCGGCGGCGGGCGGCGGGCUGGCCUGA
Emiliania huxleyi CCMP1516 is the source of this 1936-nucleotide messenger RNA. RefSeq lists its product as hypothetical. The coding region runs from base 68 to 1936 and encodes 622 amino acids. The transcript is spliced from 8 exons. NCBI's taxonomy places the organism in Eukaryota, Haptophyta, Isochrysidales, Noelaerhabdaceae. The record is from RefSeq and is a predicted model, not a curated record.